AUGUCCCGCGUCCUGUCUGCACGCCCUCUCCCGCUCGCGGCGAGCCUGCGCCAGGCUGGAGCUGCCCGACUGCCCCGAAACUCUGCCUUGACCGCGCAAGCUUCCCGGCUGACCGCUCGCCGGGGCUAUGCAACGGCGCCGAGCAACUCGAACGUCUUCCCGAACCCUGGACCUGCCGGCCCCUCUCCCUCGUCCAAGCCUCGCAAGUCGCUCACCCGCCGAGUCCUCUCCCCGCUCAUCCUCCUCACCGUCGCUUUCUACGGCAUCUCGGUCCCGCUCGGCUACGUCUCCUUGCGCUACCGCGACUUCCUCGUCGAGACCGUCCCUGGAGGCGAGCAGAUUGGCGAGCUCCUCGACGAGUUGCAGAUCCAGCGAGCGGCAGUCAAGCCGGGUGAGGGACGGUCCAUUGCGACGGGCAACCAGUCAAAGGAGACCGAGUUGACGCGGUACGCCGAGUCAAAGGCCAAGGCGGAGGGAUGGAACCUCAAGAAGGCCGAGCCGUCUGACCCGGCAAAGGCUCGCGAGGAGAUCAAGCAGAAGUUUGCGUCGACGGCCAAGCACAUCGAGGACAAGUCGAAGGAGAAGGUUGCCGACCUUGUCGAGGCUGCCAAGGCGCGGGCUUCCGAGGCGAAGCAGGUUGUCGUCAAGGCGGAGGGCGUCGUCGAGGACAAGGCGAAGGAGAUUGUCACCGCCGCAAAGGAUCUUGUUCCCGCGGCAGCUUCCUCGCCUGCCGCUGCCCCUACUGUCGCUCCGGCCGUCAAGACGCCCCAGGAGCCUGCAUCGACCCUUCCUAUCUACGCCCAGCGACCUCGCGACGUCGACGCCACGCCUGUUCCUCCCAAGCGGGCGAACAAGGAGGUCUACCAGGGUCCGCCUCUGCCCAUCGGCUUCGAGCCUCCCGUCGGCUACGAGCUCCCUCGCGCGCCGCCCACGCCCAAGGGCGAGAUCAAGCCCGCCACGCCUCCGCCCGCUCCUCUCCCUCUCGUCGCUCCCGCUCUCAAGGACGUGACGACCUCCGAGCCCAUGCUCGGUCAGCUCGCCUCAACCAUCGACAGUCUCGCCAAGUACGUCGAGAAGCACGACGUGACCGUUUCCGAAUCGGCCUCGACCGUUCUGAACGACGCGCAGAAGGACAUCAAGAGUCUCGCUUCGCGCCUCGAGGCGAUCAAGAAGCAGGAGGAGGACAAGCUGCAGGCCCAGCUCAAGGAGCAGGCGAGCAAGUACUCGGGCAUGCUGUUGAAGGCCGAGAAGGAGCUUGUCGAGCGCCUCGACACGCAGGAGGAGGACUGGAAGAAGGCGUUUGACGAGGAGCGCCAGCGUCUCGUCUCGGCAUACAAGGAGAAGCUCGACACCGAGCUUGCGACGCAGCAGGAAAUCAUCAACCAGCGUCUCAAGGAGGAGGUCGUCGCGCAAGGCAUCGAGCUCCAGCGGAGGUGGGUCAGCGAGAUCAAGAUGCGGGUCGAGCAGGAGCGCGGCGGGCGGCUGGCCAAGCUCGAGGAGCUUGAGAGCGGCGUCCGCAAGCUCGAGAAGGUGGCCAAGGAGAAUGAGGAGGCUCUCGGCGAGGCUGUCCGUGCCCGCAAAAUCUUCACCGCCGUCAAGGCGCUCGAGCACCGCAUCGAGUCCGGCCUGCCCUUCACCGACGAGCUCGCGACUCUGCAACGACUGGCGAAGGAGACGAGCCCCCCUACGUCCGCCGACUCUCCCUCCAACUCGCUCCUCUCGCUCGCGCUCUCGACCAUCCCCGCCGACGCCGCUUCGACCGGCAUCGCCUCCUUCCCCGCCCUCUCCGCCCGCUUCUCCUCCUCCGUUGCCCCGCAGCUCAAGAAGGUCUCGCUGUACCCUGAACACGGCGGGGUCCUCGCGUACCUCACGAGCUACAUCGCGAGCCACGCGCUGUUCGAGAAGGAAGGAUGGGCAGACGGCGAAGACGUCGUGAGCACGAUCGCGCGCGCCAAGUUCUGGCUCGCGAACAAGGACCUCGACUUGGCGACGCGCGAGGUCAACUCGCUCAAGGGAUGGCCGAAGGCGCUCGCGUCGGACUGGCUCCAGCAGGCACGGAAGCACUUGCAGGUGAAGCAGGCGCUCGAGGUUGCCGAGCGAGAAGCGACGGCGCAAAACCUCAGCGCGGUCUGA
Rhodotorula toruloides NP11 is the source of this 2133-nucleotide messenger RNA. RefSeq names its product mitochondrial inner membrane protein Mitofilin. The transcript has 4 exons. Gene Ontology annotation, cellular component: MICOS complex. Lineage: Eukaryota; Fungi; Basidiomycota; Microbotryomycetes; Sporidiobolales; Sporidiobolaceae. Bases 1 to 2133 code for a protein of 710 amino acids. The record is from RefSeq and is a predicted model, not a curated record. Gene Ontology annotation, biological process: cristae formation.